AUGGCGGGUCUGUCCUUCCCCCCCACAGGCAUGAAGCGACCCCUGAGCCCAUCCCACAGCCCUGAGAGCGGUUUGAGGCUGCUGGAGGUGUCGAGCUGCCUGCCCGAGCAGCGCAUGAAGCGGGAGAAGAAGCACCAGUCGUUCACACUCUGCGAGGUCUGCAACAUCCAGCUGAACUCAGCCGCGCAGGCGCAGAUCCACUACAAUGGGAAGUCCCACCAGAAGCGCCUCAAGCAGCUCAACAAGGGCAAGAUGCCGGCGGCCCAAGUGGAGGGGCGGCGGGGCGGCCGGGUGGCCGUGCUGGUCAACAAGGUGCACCUGGUGCAGCAGCACUUGGAGAAGGAGUUCCACGUCCUGCGCGAUGCCUUCAAAGUGUCAGCGGUCAGCGGAGACAGCAGCCAUAAGUGCUUCUUCGGGCAGCUGGCGAAGGGCAGCGACGUGGUCAUCUGCACGGCGCAGAUCCUGCAGAACGCGCUGCUCAGCGGGGAGGAGGAGGCACACGUGGAGCUGACGGAUUUCUCCUUGCUGGUGAUAGAUGAGUGCCACCACACUCACAAGGAAGCCGUCUACAACAAAAUCAUGCUGAAUUACCUCCAGAAGAAGCUCGGCGGGCAGCGGGACCUGCCGCAGAUCCUGGGCCUGACAGCAUCCCCUGGCACCGGGGGGGAAACUUCCUUCGAAGGGGCUGUGAAGCACAUCCUGCAGAUCUGUGCCAACUUGGACACCGAGGUGAUCACAUCAGCGCGGGAGCACGCGCAGCACCUGCAGAGCCAUGUGCCCCAGCCCAGGAAGCAGUACGACCUGUGCCAGGAGAGAGCACUGGACCCCUUUGGCGAACGGCUGAAGAAGAUCAUGGCACAGAUCCAGGAGCACAUGGAGAUGCCCGGACUGCCACAGGACUUUGGCACGCAGGUGUACGAGCAGCGCAUCGUGGAGCUGGAGAACAGAGCGGCAGAGAGGUUUUGUCGCAAGACGCGGGUGUGCGCGCUGCACCUGCGCCGGUACAACGAUGCACUGCUGAUCAACGACACCGUGCGCAUGAUGGACGCCUUCCAGUGCCUGCAGCAGUUCUAUGCUGACGAGAGGGACACAAAGGACCCCACCGAGCGCUUCCUGGCCACCACCUUUGCGGAGAACAGGGCCACGCUGCUGGCGCUGGCUGGAGACCGGCGCUACGAGAACCCCCGGCUGAGCAAACUGGAGGAGAUCCUGCAGGAGCACUUCCAGCCCAUGAGGCUAUCUCGUGGCAUUGUCUUCACCAAGACGCGGCAGAGCGCACACAGCCUGCUCAGCUGGUUGCAGGACAUGGACGGGCUGUGCGGGCGGCACAUCAGGGCGGCCGUGCUCACCGGUUCCGGCUACAGCAACCAGGCCAAGGGCAUGACCCAGAAUGAGCAGCAGGACGUGAUCACACUGUUCCGCAGCGGAGAGCUCAACCUGCUCUUUUCCACCAGCGUGGCCGAGGAGGGCCUGGACAUCCCUGAGUGCAACAUUGUGGUGCGCUACGGGCUGAUGACCAACGAGAUUGCCAUGGUGCAGGCCCGGGGUCGUGCCCGUGCCCAGAACAGUGUGUACUCUGUCCUCGCCAAAGCCAGCAGCCGGGAGGUGUUCCGGGAGCAGCUCAAUGAGAACCUGGUGGAGCUCAUGGAGAGGGCCAUCAGUGCAGUGCAAGCCAUGCCUGAGAGGGAGUAUCGCCUGAAGAUCCUGGAGCUGCAGAGAAAUGCUGUUCUCAGCUGGCGAGUGAAGGAAGCCAGGAGCAGUGAGAGGCGGCAGCUGCACGACCCGGGUGACGUUUAUUUCCACUGCGUCAACUGCAACGUGGCCGUGUGCCGCGGCAGCGACAUCCGCACAGUGGAGGCCAUGCACCACGUGAACAUCAACCCCAACUUCAGGUUUUAUUAUACAGUCUCACCUGGGAAAAUACACUUCGAGCGGACGUUCAGGGACUGGGAGCCCGGGUGCCGCAUUGUGUGCAGUGAGUGCAGGCAGGAGUGGGGAAUGGAGAUGAUCUAUCGGAACGUGACCUUACCCAUCCUCAGCAUCAAAAACUUUGUGGUGGUGACCCCGGAUGAGAAGAAGAAGUACAAGAAGUGGAGCAGAGUGACGUUCCCCAUCGAGGAGUUCAGCUACCUGGAGUACUGCUCCAGCACCCAGGACGAAUCCCUGUAGAGCCGACCCACUCAGGGCUGCUCCCAGGCCACACCUGAGGCGAGGGGAACCUUUCCAUCACCACUGAGACAGGACAUCGCUUCAGGCCCCCGCAGGCGGGCUGCACCUCUCUGCUCUCCGCAGCCGCAAUCGUGCGGGACUGACCGCAGAACUCCGCUAAAGGACUUGCGGUACCGGGACGGGGCAGCGCCGCGCCCCCGCUGCCGGUCAGCGGCUCCCGUCCCCGCAGUGCUGGAGCUGCUCCCGCGGCGCCGCAUCCGCGCAGCGAACCGACGGCCCGCGUCUGCUUUGUGAAGUCGGGCGUCCUGCGUUGUCAAGGCGCGUGGUGGGUACCUGGAAAGCGCUGUGCUGCCUCUUCUAUCGUGCGAGCUGGGCUCGGGGCAAAGAACGCGUCGCCCUGUUCGCGCUCCCACCCCGCUCCUCCUCCCCGGCCCGCCCCGCUGCGCUCUCCCGUCGGCGGUCGCUAGAGGGAAGUCCGCUCCCGUUCCGCUGCGGGCGCUGUGCGGGGCCGCCCCGGGGCUUCGGCUUUGUUCGGGAGCAGCGGCCGCCGUGGGGCUCAGCCCAAAUUCAGGCGGGGGUCCCUGGGGGCAGCGCGAAGCCGCGCUCCCGCUCCGCAGAAACCGGGUAAUGAGGCCGCGUGAGUUAUUUGGAGCUCUUUGUGGGCUGCGGUGCCCUCUCCGCAGGAUAAGGCCCCUCUGCGGGGACCCCAGAUCGUUUUGCUAAGCACUAAUUGCCCUGAUUCGUGCUUGGAGAAUCCAGGCUGUGAGUUAACCUGAAGGCGCCUGCGGCACUGACCUCUCAGUCUGCAUGGAGCCGGCUGUUCCCUUAUCCUCUUUGCUCCUUCAAACCGAAGCUUCUGCAACGUUGCCCAAAGCUUCCCCAUCUUUAGAGGUGCAGCAGACCCCGUGGGAUAUGGGACCACGAGAGCGUUGCGAUGGGCUGUGUGGGGUUUGGAGGCAGCUCAUGGUCUGCAUCCAACCUCUGCUCCUUCCUCCCAUCCCUGCUUUACCCCCAGCCCUGUCUGGCUGCCCCCUCCGUGGAGCUCGGGCACCUUGGGUGCAAUGGCAGAGGGCAGCUGAGCUACAGUGAUUGCUGCUGUGACCUUGGCUGGACCUUCAGAGCCAUCGUCCUUCAGAGGGAGAAGUCUGUACCCUCCCUCCCCCCGGCAGUUCUGCCCUACAUCCUCCUGGUGCCGGGGCAGCCAGCUCCGGGUGGGGCGGGGGGCUCCUCCCCUCCCAUCGGCGGUUCAGGUCACUCCCACACCCGCCUGGUCUGCAGCGUACUCGUGCUCUGACCUCAGAGCCACAGAGACGCGGUGGGCUGAGGGUCUCCAUUCUCCAGGCCCACGUCCCCCUGCCACCUCCUUCCUUGUGCAGCCCAGAGCCGGACAGGCUUCUCCUGUGAUUAAAACAGACUGAGAGCCCCACUUCAUCACUACAAUUGCCUGUCGAUAUGCAGGCAUUAGCGAGGGCUGCUGGACCAGUCCUUGUGCACUGACACAUCCCUGUCAAUAACCCCUGGAUUUAAGCCCAUGGCUCGGAGCAUCUUUGCUUAUCUCAGCUCCCCAAAGCACUUACGUUCCCGGCCAUCAUAACUCCCUGCCUGUAAGCACAGUCAGGCACCAUUAGACCCGGAGCAAACAGCUGCUGCAGCAAAUUCUGUGGCUAAAAGUGCUAUGAAGGUGUUUUCUACCUGCUCCGUUGCAGGUGAGUUCCUGCAGCCCAGCAGGUGAGGGCUCUCUAUGGGGUGGGCUCACGGUGCAGGAGCGUCCUGCAGCAGUGCGUGCCCACAGAGCUCUCCUGAUCGAGGACAAUGCAAGGAUUUAUUUUUAUUCAUCCCAUUUCAUUUAUCUCUGGCACAUCACAGAGCGACAAUUCACCUCUCAGUGCACCAGCUGCAAAAAGCUCUGCUCCCUCUGCCUGGAAGCGUCUCAGAUUGGCCCUUCCUGAGGCCGGGUGUUUAACAGAGACUUACGGCUCAAUCUAUUUAGCUUAUCGAAAAGUAGCCUGAGAUGUGCCUUGAGUGCAGUGUACAAGCACCUUCCUGGGGAGAAAAGUGCCAGGUAUUAAAAGCCCUUUAACUUUGCUGAGUGAGGAAUAAUGAGAACCGAAGGGUUGGAGAUAAAGUCAGACAAAUGGAAACUCAGAACCUGCAGGUCUGCAGCCAGAGGGGCGCUGGGGGGCCUCUCUGAGUGCAGUGCUGGGCUGGGCAGCUCCGUCCCUCUGCCCGGUGCUGGCAGAUGAUGGGCAGCAGCAGGGCUGGGCUGGUGGCACCGGUGGGCACAGGGGGCGAGGGGCUGAGCUUUGCUUUCCAGCGCACCCGAAGCUCCUGCACUCUGCUGAGCCUGGGAAUGCAGAGGUGACCUUUCCUGGGGCAGCCAGAACGAGGGAAAUCUCUGCAGCAGGGGAAAUUCCAGGCUGAUGGAAAGCGUGCAUCGUGGUGCAACUCCAACCCCAAAAUCAAGUGCCUCUCUUCUCUCUGCUUGCUCCCCUCCUUCCACAUGUGCAGUGGGGGCAAGAGGGGCUGCAGGCCCCGGUAGGCACCCCGAGGAGCCCCAGGAGCUGCUGCUGAAGGGCCGUAGCAGAGCUCAAUUUGCUCCCUGCAGUUCCUGUGUGCCCAGGCUCAGCUGCAGCCGGCGGAGCAUGAAGCAGCUUUGCAGGUGCAAAGGCAAAUCUGCCUGCCUGGCAGCUCCCAGAUUUCAGAGCCAGGGCACAAUGACACAGCUCUGCUCCAACCGCUGCGGUGCUGCCAGCUUUAUCCCAACCUUCCUCUCCACCUGCCAUCACUGCACCACAGCCAGCACUGCGUGCAGCGCUGCCCCCUCGGCUGCUAUUGAAGAAAUAAAAUUAAAGGAAAACUCUCAUCCUGGCCACGCGUUGGACAAAAAGGAGCGGUGUGGCUCCAGCCCUGUGCUUGGGUGCCUUCAUAGAGGGGUGUUUCCAGGGCAGAUCUGCACCUGCAGAUGGUCGGUGCCUCAGCAGAGCAGCGCAGGCGGCUGUGGUGACCAGAGAUAACGGCUGGAGUCCGCACAGCCCGGGGCUCUGGAGAGGACCAGGAACACAAAGCAAAAAUAUCAAAUAAUUCCCAAACAACAUUUCAUGCACUAAAUAUCUGGGCUGUGAUUCUGCUGAGACCUGGCUUUAUAAUUGGAUCUGUCAAAAACCCAUCACACUUAAUGUGCAGCUGUCACCAAAUGCUUUCAUGCCGCACCUCAAGGCUGAUGCUGGAUUCCCCCUCUCCUGUCCCCUUCGUGGGCUGGAUCCAUCCUGGGAGCCUGGAGCUGCCCAGCCAGCAGAGCCUGUGCUGGUGACCCAUUGCAGCUCCUGCUGGCCUCAUCACAUCAUCUCCCCCCCGAGGAAAGCUCAGGAAAACCCCAGAAGUGCACUGGGCUCUCGUCCCAGUAAACCCACCUGAGUUCCACCAGGCAAGGAGCAGAAGGUGUAAUGGGGAUGUUCUGUGUAUUGACACCAUUCAUGAGCUGAUGCAAAUGAGCUUUGUAUAUCACUGCAUUCCUGAUUCAUUGUUUGCAGGAGAAGGACAGAAACGUGUUCCUUCAAACUGUGCUUUGCAGGGCCCAGCCCUGCAGACCCCUGGCUCCCUGCCCACCAUAAAUUAGGGGGAUCCCUGGAAGGUGCUGAGACUGGGAGCAGUUCUGCUGGGAUGGGAUGGAAUGGAAUGGGGAUGAGAUGAGGAUGGGGAUGGGGAUGGGAUGGGGAUGGGGA
Molecule: messenger RNA, 5891 nt
Organism: Meleagris gallopavo (turkey)
Lineage: Eukaryota; Metazoa; Chordata; Aves; Galliformes; Phasianidae
Gene: DHX58
Product: DExH-box helicase 58
Biological process (GO): antiviral innate immune response; cytoplasmic pattern recognition receptor signaling pathway; negative regulation of RIG-I signaling pathway
Cellular component (GO): cytoplasm
Molecular function (GO): double-stranded RNA binding; zinc ion binding; DNA binding
Source: RefSeq, a predicted model, not a curated record